AUGUGUCCGCUCAUCCGCCACUCCAUCGACCCGCUCUCAACCGGUCUGCCUAUCCUCGGUCAAUCCGUCCAUCCGUCCGUCCGCCCGUCAACUCAUCCAUCCGUCCGUCCGUCAAUCCUUUCAUCCGUCCGUCCGUCAAUCUGCCCAUCCGUUCUUCCCUCAACCCGUCCAUUCGUCUACCCGUCAGUCCGGUUGUGCGUCCGUCAAUCCGUCUGUCCAUCAAUGUGUCCAUCCAUCUGCCCAACCAAUCCGUCUAUCCGUCAAUCCAUCUGUCCAUCAGUGUGUCCAUCCGCAUCCACCUAUCCUCCAAUCUGUCUCACCGUUCGUCCAUCAAUUCAUUUCUCCAUCUGCCUUCCCGUUAUCCAUCAAUGCUUCCAUCCGCCUGUCCGCCAAUCCGUCCACCUGUCCGUUCGUUAUUUCGCCUAUCCGUCCGUCAAUGCAUCCAUUUGA
Loa loa (African eye worm) is the source of this 450-nucleotide messenger RNA. RefSeq lists its product as hypothetical. The transcript has a single exon. Lineage: Eukaryota; Metazoa; Nematoda; Chromadorea; Rhabditida; Onchocercidae. The record is from RefSeq and is a predicted model, not a curated record. Bases 1 to 450 code for a protein of 149 amino acids.